Eriocheir sinensis (Chinese mitten crab) is the source of this 1086-nucleotide messenger RNA. RefSeq names its product iron-sulfur cluster assembly 2 homolog, mitochondrial-like. Gene Ontology annotation, biological process: iron-sulfur cluster assembly. Lineage: Eukaryota; Metazoa; Arthropoda; Malacostraca; Decapoda; Varunidae. The record is from RefSeq and is a predicted model, not a curated record. Gene Ontology annotation, molecular function: 2 iron, 2 sulfur cluster binding; 4 iron, 4 sulfur cluster binding; iron ion binding. Bases 213 to 725 code for a protein of 170 amino acids. The transcript has 4 exons. Gene Ontology annotation, cellular component: mitochondrion.
GCAACACACCGGCGCCGCGGCCGUCGCCUCACACCAAGGAGUCUGUGGAGUCUCCUUGCUUCACACACACACACACUUAAACACCUCCACUUGCCUCUCACACGCACGCACUUUAACACCUCCACCUGUCCAAGGAAAGGCCUCUGCGGCUCACCAUCUCCAUAAUACAAGUCUGCCGGGGAUAGCCUGUAAAUACCUGUUUUUAGUAGUGCAUGGCAAUGGCAGGCCUCGGGGGUACUCUGAGACUCUCCUCUCGACUUUCACAACUCGCAGCCACAUCUAGAAUCCCAUUGUCAACUAAGAACACCUUCCCUACACAAUCCCCUGCCCUUCUUGGGAGACUAAGCUCCUCAGCACACCAGUCACAGCCUCUGGCAACGAAGAGCAGUGCCUCCCAAGACCUCCUCAUCAGCCCCUCGUGUGUGACCAGACUGAAGGAAAUAACCAAGGAUGAUGACAAAUCCUUCCUCAGGGUGAUUGUUGAAGGUGGAGGCUGCUCAGGGUUUCAGUAUAAGUUUGACCUUGAUACAACUCUACAAGAUGAUGACAGAGUCUUUGAACGAGAUGGAGUACAAGUGGUAAUAGAUGAAACGUCGCUUGACUUUGUACGAGGCUCCAUCAUAGACUAUCAUUCAGAGUUAAUAAGAGCAGCAUUCAGAGUUGUUGACAAUCCACAGGCUGAGGGAGGCUGCUCAUGUGGAGCAUCUUUUGCAAUAAAACUGUAGGUUUUAGGUACAUUUUUGUAUGCAUGAUAUAACUGCUGUACAGUAGGACUUAUGAUGCAAGGUUAAUAAAGAGGAGGUAAAUUUGUACAUAAGAUUAUUUUUGUAACAUAUUGGCAUAUAAAAUGUUUUAAUGCAAAAGUGCUUUGUUGUAAAGACAAUUUAGUAUAGCUUUUAAGUAAAGUAUAGUGGUGGCAGGAAGGCCUGAGGCUCAAAAAAUACUGAUUUUACAAUCUUGAGAUUAUAAAACCAUUAUCAAACAUGUGUUUGAACUAAUACCAGUAUAUUGUUACAUAUGAGUAAUAAAUAAGAACAUGGUUAUAUUCAUGGCAGUUCCUACACUAAAAAUAUAUAAAAUAAAAUA